Messenger RNA from Thlaspi arvense, 1296 nucleotides. Lineage: Eukaryota; Viridiplantae; Streptophyta; Magnoliopsida; Brassicales; Brassicaceae. The record is from the annotation of a GenBank genome assembly.
AUGAAACUAAAUCUCUCGAAUCUCAGAUUUCUUAGGACCCGAAAAUCUUUUAUCUCCCAGACGCGAACAAUGACCAAUAAUACGGAUCCAAAUCCUGACCCGUCGCAAGUUCUCGACGAUCUCCCCUGCUCGGAGCGGCAGCAGCGUGAUGAGCAGAUUGAGGAAACAGUCGAGGCAGCGCCAUUGAGCUUGGGCUUGGGCUCUCCUGGUCGACUCUUAGGCAUUGAUACUAGGGUGGAGCGAGCUUGGGCACACUGGAAAAAGCUGGGAAGACCAAAGUAUAUCGUUGCUCCAAUGGUGGAUAACUCAGAGCUGCCUUUUCGAUUACUUUGCCAGAAAUACGGAGCUCAAGCGGCAUAUACGCCGAUGUUGCAUUCUAGGAUUUUCAGCGAGACUGAGAAGUAUCGAAAUCAGGAAUUCACCACCUGUAAGGAAGACAGGCCAUUGUUUGUCCAGUUCUGUGCCAAUGAUCCCGAUACACUAUUGAAAGCUGCGAAGAGAGUCGAACCUUACUGCGAUUACGUUGAUAUCAAUUUAGGGUGUCCGCAACGUAUUGCGAGGCGAGGGAACUAUGGUGCAUUCUUGAUGGAUAAUCUCCCCUUGGUGAAAUCACUCGUUGAAAAGCUAUCUCAGAACCUCAGUGUUCCUGUCUCUUGUAAAAUCCGGAUUUUUCCAAAGCUUGAAGAUACACUCAACUACGCCAAGAUGCUAGAAGAUGCCGGCUGCUCGCUGCUAGCAGUUCACGGCCGAACGAGAGAUGAGAAGGACGGGAAAAAGUUUAGAGCUGAUUGGAGCGCAAUCAAGGAGGUGAAAAACGCACUGAGAAUCCCUGUUCUUGCGAAUGGGAAUGUGAGAUGCAUUGAAGAUGUCGAUAGCUGCAUCGAGGAGACGGGUGUUGAAGGUGUUCUUUCCGCUGAGACGCUUCUUGAAAACCCGGCGGUGUUUGCUGGGUUUAGAACAGCUGAAUGGGCCAAAGGUAGUGAAGAAGAAGAGGGAUACGUCGAUGGAGGACUAGAUCAGGGAGAUUUAGUUGUUGAGUAUUUGAAGUUAUGUGAGAAGCAUCCGGUUCCAUGGAGGAUGAUUCGGUCUCACGUGCAUAAGAUGUUGGGAGAUUGGUUUAGAGUUCAUCCUCAGGUUAGAGAGCAGCUUAAUGCUCAAAACAUAUUGACAUUUGAGUUUCUAUACGGUCUUGUGGAUCAGCUAAAAGAGCUUGGAGGACGAGUUCCACUCUACAAGAAAAGGAAGCUAAAUACUCUGGAGCUACCAGAGUCUCCGCAAAAGAGUUUAGAGAGUUGA